Molecule: messenger RNA, 648 nt
Organism: Volvox carteri f. nagariensis
Lineage: Eukaryota; Viridiplantae; Chlorophyta; Chlorophyceae; Chlamydomonadales; Volvocaceae
Exons: 1
Biological process (GO): GPI anchor biosynthetic process
Cellular component (GO): membrane; glycosylphosphatidylinositol-mannosyltransferase I complex
Molecular function (GO): alpha-1,4-mannosyltransferase activity; GPI mannosyltransferase activity
Source: RefSeq, a predicted model, not a curated record
CGAGGGCGGCGGCGAGGCGAUACUGGCCGUACAGCUGGUAGUGCGGCAGCCACUGGGUCCAGUACGGCAGAAACUGCUGAGCCGGUGGAGGCGGAGGCCGGAAGCGCCAGAGGCCUUCACCAGAGGCACGAAGGGCUAGAUCGUACGGACAAUGCCGUACAAUGUUUGCCCCCGCUGCAGCCACCGGUGCACUUUAAUAAUGUCGCUGCUGGCGAAAAUCGGGGGGUAGCGGCGGCGGCGGCGGCAGCGGCGGCGGCCGCGCUGUUGCCCGUAGGGCUCUUCGGUGUCGCUGCCGCCACCACUUUCUCGCUGCUGGGCGUCGUGUUUUACAAGCUGUACGGCAACACGUUCCUGCAUGAGGCCUUCCUACAUCACUUGACGCGCAAAGACCCACGUCAUAACUUUUCGCCGUACUACUACCCCGUGUACCUCAGCUACGGCCAAGCAAAUACGACAACGUACGCCACCAGCAGCAGCGGCUGCGUUGACUCAUCACCGCUGUGCCUGAUGCUGGCGUCGUGGCAUGCCGUACGGCGUGUCGUACAUGUGGAGGAGCCGUGGCGGGUGGCUAUGGUUCCCCAGGCCGCGGCGUUGCUAGCGCUGGCAGUCCGCUUUCAUGAAGACUUGCCCUCGGCGUGGCUGUUGCAG